Molecule: messenger RNA, 2790 nt
Organism: Cyphomyrmex costatus
Lineage: Eukaryota; Metazoa; Arthropoda; Insecta; Hymenoptera; Formicidae
Exons: 3
Coding region: 1-2790 (929 amino acids)
Biological process (GO): DNA integration
Molecular function (GO): nucleic acid binding
Source: RefSeq, a predicted model, not a curated record
AUGGUCUUCGAUGCGUCAAGCAGAGGAUCUGAAGAAGUGUCGCUGAAUGAAGCACUAAUGACGGGUCCUGUCUUGCAGGAGGAUAUCUCCUCAAUACUAAUGAGAUUCCGAACGUUCAAGUAUGCUAUAACGGCGGACAUAGCAAAAAUGUACCGUCAAAUACUCGUCAACGAAAAUCAAACAGCGUUGCAGCGCAUUGUGUGGCGAGACAGCGCAAUGGAAGAAAUUAAGACGUAUGAGUUGCUAACUCUUACAUAUGGAACUGCUCCGGCUUCGUUUUUAGCCACGAAAGUCAUUCAUCAAUUGGCUAAGCUAAAAGAAAAUCAAUAUCCGCUAGGAUUGACAAUCGCGCGAAGGGAUUUUUAUAUGGACGACCUGUUGACAGGCGCAAAUACAAAGGAAGAGGCGCUCUUAAUUCGGAACCAAGUUGCAGCAUUAUUGCGAGAAGGAGGAUUCGUUCUCCGAAAAUGGGCUUCCAACAAUUCGGAUUUAAUCAGAGACAUUCCAGGUAGUGUAAGCGAGGACAUCAUUUUAGAAUUGAAUAAAGAGCAUUCUGCCAAAACGUUGGGCAUUAAAUGGCAUCGUCUGAAAGACAUAUUUCAAUAUUCGAUCAAGGCGGCCGGCUCCGUGAUUUGUACCAAAAGGAUGAUGUUGUCAAAUAUAUCGCAGAUAUUUGACCCGCUCGGUCUGCUGGCACCUAUAAUUUUGGUGGUCAAGUUGUGGAUACAGGAAGUCUGGAAAUUACAAUUAGAAUGGGACGAAUCCAGGCAUAUUCUAGAAGACGAUGUGGAAGCAGGGAUCCAGCUUCACGGAUUUUGCGAUGCCAGCGAGAAAGCCUACGGGGCUUGCAUUUACGUAAGAAGUUUGGAUAAAAAUGGCAUGGUGCAAGUUCAUCUACUAUGUGCGAAGACUAGAAUAGCACCUCUCAAGGCAGUAUCAAUCCCAAGAUUAGAGUUAUGUGGGGCGCAACUAUUAGCUCAGUUGAUGAGUAAAGUUAAAGCAUCAUUGGAUGUCAAGAUAAAUAGUAUACAUUGUUGGACGGACGCGUCGAUUGUUCUUCAUUGGAUCAAGGCCACCAAUAAGAAGCUUCCGGUGUUCGUGGCACAUCGAGUGGGAGAGAUACACGAAUUAACAUCGGUGGAUGCCUGGAAUCACGUAGGGACAAGAGAUAACCCUGCCGAUUUAGCUUCCCGCGGCUCAGGAGUUAAAGAACUACACGGCGCGCGGUUAUGGUGGAACGGGCCUGAAUGGCUAAAGGAUCAAGCGCGGAUCGACACUCGAUUGAGUUGGGAAGAUUAUAAAGAAAUGCAGACUAUGCAAUCAAUGGAGCCAGUCAUGCUGUUGACGACUAAACACCCAGAAUUGAGUCUCGUGGACAGAUUUUCCACAUUGCAGAGGUUAACACGAGUUACGGCGACGUGCAUAAAAUUUGUUCGACUUUGUAAAAGAUCAGAGGGUGUAAAGGCCACGCAACCAUUAUCUGCCGAGGAGUUGGAAUAUGCAGCAAAAUGCAUAAUUAAAGCAGAACAGCUAUCGGCUUUUGAGUCAGAACUUAGUGCAUUGCGCAAAGGCAGGGCAAUAUCAGUUAGCAGUAGUCUAAGACAUUUGAAUCCUCUAGUAGAUGAUGAGGGCAUAUUGCGCGUUGGUGGCAGGUUGAAACGCGCUGACUUAUCUUACGGCACUAAGCAUCCGAUAGUACUACCUCAGUGCUCGAAAUUUACAAAGUUGAUUAUAUUACAUGAGCACAUAAGACAUGAUCACGCGGGUGCGGAGGCUACGCUAGCUGCGGUUAGAAGAGCAUAUUGGCCGAUUAAGGGAAGAAGUAUUACCAAGAAAUUAAUACGCGAAUGCGUCAAGUGUUUUAGGUAUAGACCGCGCAUUACUGAGCCCAUGAUGGGUGACUUACCUAGUAGUAGGGUAAAUCUUUCAAAACCAUUUUCGAAUACUGGGGUGGAUUUUUGCGGUCCUAUAUAUAUACGCGAGGGCAGGAGACGAGGAGCUAAGCGUAUUAAGGCUUAUGUAGCAAUUUUUGUUUGUAUGACUGUUAAAGCAGUUCAUUUUGAGGUUGUUUCAGAUUUAUCCACGGAUGCGUUUCUUAAUGCAUUUAAAAGGUUUAUUGCUCGCAGAGGAAAACCUACGAAUAUGUACUCUGAUAAUGGUACUAAUUUCAUUGGAGCAAACGCUGUGUUAGAGAAGGAUAAAAGCAUUUUUCAUUCAGAGCAAUCCAGAAGGAGUAUUAUAGACCAUAUAUCUCCUGAAGGAAUCAAAUGGCAUUUCAUGCCACCCAGAGCUCCCCAUUUUGGAGGUUUAUGGGAGUCCACGGUCAAGUCUUUCAAAAAUUACUUUUACAAGAUGACUACUGAAGCGGCAAUGACGUUCGACGAGGCGUCUACUCUCGUGGUCCAAAUAGAGGCGAUAUUAAAUUCGCGUCCACUGACUGCCUUAUCUGAAGAUCCUAAUGAUGUUAGUUAUUUGUCCCCAGGUCAUUUUUUAAUAGGUGACACAUUAACAUCGUAUCCUGAGCCAGACAUUACCGAGACAAAGCGGCGCAAUAAAUGGAUGUCGAAUGCUGGCCAGCAGAUAAAAGUCGGCCAAUUGGUCUUGUGUCGAGAGGAAAAUUUACCUCCGUUGAAAUGGGCCCUUGGGCGAAUACAAGAGGUGAUGCCGGGCGAUGAUAGAAUAGUAAGAACAGCGAUAGUUAAGACCGCCAAUGGAGAAUAUAAAAGGCCAGCUGUGAAAUUAUGCGUGCUGCCAAUAAACGAUUACGAGGCCGAUGCGGAAAAUGUUUAG